Lolium perenne is the source of this 2131-nucleotide messenger RNA. RefSeq lists its product as uncharacterized. The record is from RefSeq and is a predicted model, not a curated record. Lineage: Eukaryota; Viridiplantae; Streptophyta; Magnoliopsida; Poales; Poaceae.
GGACUUGCCCGAGCUCGCCCAACUGAUGAGCACGGGCGGCCUCUGCGUCGGCCUCCUCGACCCCGUCUCCAACAUCAUCCUGAACACGGUCUCUCUCCUCCCGCCCGGCUUCCAAGAUGCUGGCCCAAGGAAGUCCACGAGUCUGGCCAACAAGAGUAUGUUUUACGAUAUUGCAUCGAGAUCCUACCUUGCUCUCAUCGGUUUCUUGCUGGACUACUUCGGAUGCCUCAUCGAGGAGCAGGCCGGCCACUACCUCCGCUGGGCCGACGCCGAUCUCGCCCUGGCUGUCCUGCUCAUCGAGUACGAUCUCUUCUCUGCUUCUGCUCUGACUGAGCUACUCCCCAACCCUGGAUCCGGAAGAACGCAAGCAAGCCUCGAGCUCGCAGUGCGCAGAGCAGGCCACCCUGCGCCCGACAGGCUCGUGCAGCUCACCUCGUCCGUGUUCCCCCCGCAGCGGCUGGAGGCUAUCAAGUCCCUUCUGGCAGGAGGCACCAACCUCACUGUAGACGACCUCUAUCUGCUUCACCGCCUCAUCCAACAAAGCGGCGCCACCUCCAACGUCCAUAUCACCUUGCUGCCACAGGGAGGCCUCAUUACCCGCGUUCUAGAGCAAGCUGUUCAUGAAGGAGCGGUUGCCGAAGAGACCUCUUACCUUGGAGAUGGCUACAAAACCACCACAAUCAAGCCAGUUGGAGACUACAUCUCAUCCUUGCGGUCUAGUGAAGACAUGGAUCACAAGAAAGAACUCUGUUGGACCAAAGGAUAUGCUCGGCAAAGAAGCUUUAAGGACCACGAAGUAUCUUGCGAGCGCCUCGAGACACUCAGGAUGCGCAUCCUGGACAUUAUUCAUAGCUUGUACCUUGAUGCGAUCGCCCUGCUGCCCGGCAAAGGUGCUAACUGGCUUAUCCGUGACAUCCUGGUUGCUGGUCACUGCUAUGGUCUUUUGAAUCCGGUCGGCAACAUCAUUGUCAAUUCCAUCUGGCACAACAGAUUGUGCCCGCUCCCAGUGGCUGAUUGCAAUGCCCAGUAUGACAUCCUUGACCCGCUCUCUUUACUCCGCACAGAAGUCCGUUCCCUAGAGGGCACUGUGGAAUUUAUUCGUGCCAUGGCCACUCAAAUCUCAAUGAGGGACAUGGAGAUUAACCUGUAUAGGAGUCGGUGUGACACCCGUUGGGCGUACGAGAGGUUUUUUAUUGGAAGAUAUACUGGAAAAGCUGACCCCUUGUUUAGAGCGGCUGUGUCUGCCCAACACCCUCUGCCUGCUGCCCUGGAAUUGUUUCACAAACAGCUGUCAAAAGACUUUGACAAGAUGGAGGAGCUGAGGUCCGUGUUCAACACCACUAGUGUGUUGUCUGUUGGUGAUAUCGAUCGUAUAGCUGACCUUGUGGACGAGAUAAUCAAAAUCACUCCAGAAUUGCAACCUAGUUUGCAAUCUCAGGUUCCCCAAAUGCACAAGGACGCCUAUAGCACAAUGUUAAGAAAGCGGUCAGAAUAUGAGUGCCAGAGCAAGUACUUCCGGUCAAAGGUUGGAGAAAUGCUAGACAAAUAUUCCGCUCAGCAUCCAUGGAAAGGAAAGUAUACACUAGGAGUUAUCUGUGCUGUGGAGAAAUGUGGAUAUUUAUCCACAGAAGGCUUCUUCGUUAAUUUUAUGGCUGAGGGCACCAACGGCAGGAACACACUUUUUUUUGCUGAGUUCUGGGUGUCACACAAACCAGAUGAGUCAAAACCAGAUAUAUGUUGCCCUCUAGACCCUCCAUAUACUGGCCGCUGCUUCUAUAGUAAGAAUUCUGCAAGGAAGAUUGUGUAUCCAGAUUCGGUAAAGUACUUUAUGUGCGAUGUUACUGCACGUGGAGUCGGUAAUGUGGAUGACAUUACAGACACAGAUUUUGUCUAUUUUAAUAGCGAGAAGGAUGCAGAUUUUGUGAAGAAGGUGAACAGCUACUACGCGGAGAACUCGCUUUUGCCGGCCAACUGUUUUGGAUACUGACACAAAGAUGUUUGCGUGCAUCAAUUUUGCUGACCAUUAUUCGAUCUCUUCAGUAUCAGAGCCUGGAAUAGGUUUGAGCUUGGGCGAACUUGUUUGAGCAGGAUUAACUGAAAGUUUUUUUUUGGCCGUGCUACUCCCUUUCAU